GACUGUGCGGACGUACGUUUUCGUGCUCAACACGCCCGACGCAACUAUAUUCCUGAAACAUUUCCCCUUUUGUUAGUGUUUUUUCUUUAGUUUAACAAACCUUUCCGCCUAUAGUGUUACCAGAACAAACCCCGUCAGAGCAAGUGUUUAAAAAGUAAACGGUGGACAAGUAGUGCAAGUACAUAUAUUGUGUGAAAAGGGAAAAUUAAAGGGCACUAACCCAACGUACCGAAGGUGUCGGAGUGUGUGUGAUUGUGUGUAUGUUCGUGCGACACCUUUUGGAGGAAAGCGGCACCGGGGGCAUUGUGGCACUGUGCAACGAAUCAGCAUGAUAUCCUUUACGCCCAACAAUCCACCAGUGGCCGAACGACGCACCGCGACAGACAGUGUAAACGCACCAGCAGCGACGGAACCGGAAGUUACAGUCGCACUGUAGAGAAGUCAACGACAACAACAAAGUAAAAACCAAAAAAAAACAGAACGCCAACCAGAAGCAGCACAUCUCAAAGGGCGAGACAAAACAGCAUUGCUGGCAGGAAGCGCAAGCACGAGACUGCGAGAGAACGGAAAUCAUUCGAUUUUCUCUCAAUGAAAAUCCAAUUGAUAAACGAAUUUGCUAGGCUACCGGAAGCCUGACGGAAAGUGACGCUUUCCUGACAACAAACAUUCGUUACGCGUUUCAGUGGUGAUAAGAACAGUUCCCGAGCUGUAAAAAGGGGGUGGAUCAACCAAGCGUACCGGCGGAAACUAGUCAACCGGGGAGAUCCAUCACGGACAACACCGACUAAGCUCCGAACCAAGACGGACGUGGUUGGGGACUGACAACAAAAGCUACCAAACCUCGAAGGAACCGUACCGGCAGCAACAUGAACACCGUCCUGCUUGAGUCCCGGCCGUACCGGCCGUUCAAAUCGAGCGAGGAGUAUCUGUACGCGAUGCGGGAGGAUCUGGCCGAAUGGCUCAACACGAUGUACCCGGACCUGCGCAUCAACGUGGAAAACUUUAUGGACCGGCUUGACACGGGCGUGGCACUUUGUAAGCAUGCCAACAACGUCCGAGUGGCCGCCGAACAGUACAUCGCCCGGCGGAUGGCGCGGAACAAAUCCAUGACGAAAUCGAUCACAUCCGGCCUGGCCGGGCCGAUCCUGAACAUGGGCAACGUGCACUUCCUGGCCGCGGCCAAGAGCGGCACCUUCUUCGCCCGGGACAACGUGUCCAACUUCAUCACCUGGUGCAGGAAAAGCCUUCAAAUACUCGAGUGUCUGCUGUUCGAAACGGACGAUUUGAUAAUGCGCAAGAACGAAAAACACGUCAUCCUGUGCCUGCUGGAGGUCGCCCGACGCGGUGCCAAGUUCGGCAUGCUUGCCCCGAUGUUGGUCCAGAUGGAGCGCCAGAUCGAUCGGGAAAUUGCGGCCGACAAUCGGGCGAACAGUGGCGUCGGGUGCGGCACGCAGACGGAGGGUGGCGAGAACGGUGGUACCGGCGCGGGCGUAUCGACCGGCACCGAGACCGAGCUGUACGACAGCGACAGCGAGGAGGAGGACCACGAGUCGGAGUCGCCGAUGCUGAUGUACGGCCCGCAGCCCCAGAUUGUCACCAACGAUCUGAAGAGCCUGGACGAGAUGGUUCGAGAUCUGGUGGAAAAGUGCACCUGCCCGUCGCAGUUCCCGAUGGUGCGCGUCUCCGAGGGCAAGUACAGGAUCGGCGAUACCAAAGUGCUCAUCUUCGUGCGGAUUCUUCGCUCGCACGUGAUGGUCCGCGUUGGAGGAGGCUGGGACACGCUGGCCCACUACCUGGACAAGCACGAUCCCUGCCGGUGUCGUUCGCAGCAUCGCUCGUCCGCCUCGGCCCGACUGAUCACCAAAACUACCAACGCCAACGGUAUCGAGCUGCACAAGGCUCAGGUCCACUACGACAGGUCCGGCUCGCCGUGGAAGGCUAGCGCCGGUCAAAACGGAUCGCCGAUCAAUGCAGGCAGCGCCAGCAACACCAACACCCUGUCGCCUCCAUCGCGCGCCCGAAGUCGUAGCCGCAGUCCCAGUGCCCAGCGUAGCCGACCGUCGGUGGAAAAUCAGGAUAAACUGCAACCGCCCGGAUCGCCGAUGAAAACCGCCCGUCGCUCGGUUUCACCGAGCCCGCGCAGAAUUCUGGCGGAAGGCAAGCGAAAACCGGUUGGCACGCCGGCCACUGCCACUGUUGGGGUGCACUUUGAAUGUGAUAAGGAUGCCGGGCUGACGGCUACCACCGCGACGGCGGCGGUGGCGACCGCCACAUCCGUGGCAUCCUCCGAGGAUGAGAAGAAUCGCUACGAGAGCGUCAGCGACAAUGGUAGCGAAAUCAGCGACGAAGGCUACCGCAGCCUUGGGUUGGUCCAGGGUGCUCAGAAUGGUACCAGCGGAACGGCGAACGGUGGGCCGCGCAAAGGCUUCGGAAGCAACAGUCAACACUCGAGCGAAGAUGCAGAUACUAAUGCGCAUCUCGAUACGACCACUUCCGAUUCGCAUACGACCAGCCCAACUGAGGACGAAAGUUCGACCAAAACGAACAACGAUGACGAGCUGACGACUGUCUCGGAUGAAGUUACCACAGGGCUCGCCGAUGCGCUCGCUUGCCAGCAGGAGCACGAUUCGUUGAUCGAUUGCCCGGACGGGGCGGUAACGGGGGCAGUCACGAACGGGGGCCCAGCGUCAGGCAGCUUCGAGAGCUACGGCGUGUACGUGAACGACGACGAGAUCACGGUGGACAUUGCGAAUGCGACCGGUUUGCGUAAGACGGGCUUCUCCGAUCGGAUACUGGACCGUACCAGCACGCUGGCUACGCCCACGGCAGGCCUCGGCGCUGGUGCCGGUGGUGCUACUGGUGCCGGUAACACACGCAUCCCGCGCUCCCCUGUUGCGCCGCGGCGUAAGGAGAGUGCGGAAAGUGGCACCAGCAGCGUUACCACCGGCCACUCGACGGUUACCGACGAGUUGCCAGUGGGAGGGCAGCUGCGCCCGAAGGCUUCCACCGGCAAAUCGGGCAUCGGUCGCAAACCGAGCGCACCCGCUGGUCCCAUCGUCAGCGAAGCGGCAAAAGAAACCAACACCUGGAGUGGCAGGACGUCGAAGAAGCGUCCCUCCUUGACACACCAAACGUUCUCCCCGGCUACUGGGAAGGCCGCUUCUCCGGCACCCAGCGGUGGUGGUGGACCGUUCACGCGCAAUUCACCCGUCCGGUCGACUCUGGCUGCCGAGCGUACCCUGACCGGCCGGCGCCAGAUGAAACCGGUGUCCGCGAACAACUCCGCCAACACUUCACCGAGCAAAUCGGCCACCGGCGGAGUCGCCGACCCGGUUGCACUGCUCGUCCAGCAGAUCAAGGAAACGCUCGAUUCGGGCUCGAACGACACGCAGAUUGUAGAGCGUAUGCGGCGUCUCGUUUCACAAACGAGCGUUCCGGAUGAAGGUACGACGCAUCCGUCGCUCGUGGACGACUUCACCACCGCUUGGGUGCACAGCAAUGGGAAUCUCGAUCGCUCGAAGGUGAUCCUGGCGGCCGACGAUCGGCAAGGAUCGCCCGCGAAGCCCCACUCGUCCACACUGUCCAAGCGGGCGAGUACGCUCUCCAACACGUCCGAAGGGACGCAGUCGAACUGUCGCGAUCUGGCGUCGGUCGUGUCGCCUCGGCGCCUCGACAAGGGUCUCUCAAAGAUACCGGCUCCGGUACGCGCCAACACCGGAUUGUACUGACGACGCGGUGCUGCCUAGCCAAAAGAGAACGAACGGCGAUGAGCCUAUCGUGUUUUUUUUACCUUGACUCUCCUCCCGACGAAGAGCCAGCAAGGAGUCGACCUUUUUUCGGGUCGGUUCCUGAAGAUUGCCACUUAUAAGCACUGCACAUGCAACCAAAUAGUGGCGCCUCCACCCGUGAACUCCGUCGUUUCGUGGCAGCUCCAUUCCGAGCGCAACCUACCUGCUGAGUAUGAUCCAUCGAUUUUCAACCCAUCAUUUCCCUCCGGAAAAGGGUUUUGAGAUUUUAAAGGAUCUUUUGUUCAUCUUUGACACCCCAUUCCCAAAGCGGCAUAACUUGCUCCCGGCGGGAAAACUAUUUUUUAAGUGACUAACAUACAAAACGAAACACACAAACACAUUGUGCUCUGAUUGUUGAAAUCAUAUCAAAAGAGAAGCUUAAGGGAAAGGCACUGGGAAAGAGAAAAGGCAAACUGAACUGACGGCGCGAGGAAACGUCGAAGCAAACCACUUUUCCUCACGCACUGCUUGCUGGUUAAGGAGCGAGGAAUUGUAGGGACGGAAUCAUCAUUCCGGAAGCGUUUACUAUUUUCCAUUUACAUUGCCACUGUACGGCUUCCUUUUUUGCUUCCCGUUGUUACUAUGCUAUAUAGGAUUGUUUUGUAGUUUAAAAAAUGUGCUAUAUACAAAUUAUAUACAACACAUCAAACAUACAUUUCUUAUCAUUGUGUGCUUCCAGCUCGUUCUCUUGCAAACUUUAUUCACUCUCUCUUUCUCUCGAUAACUCUAAAUCAAUCUGUAGCUUCAUGUUGGGCCGUUUUUAGAGACAAGCCCACGAAGACAGUCUCGUUACGUUUAUUAUAGCGCACGUGUUGCAGUAAGGAUAACAGCAUACGAUAUGAUACUGGAUUAACUAUCAAUUAUUUACUAAUCCCUUUUAGUAUGUACAUCCUAACGCGAUGGAAUGGAGCAAUACCGAGACGAAAUGAGCGUCCGGUUUUCGGAUGCAAGCUACUGGGCUGAAUGACUGACUACUGCUUUUUUACCGAAGUAGCUUAGGAAAAAAAAAAUAACGCAGCAUCUAGAGGAUUUUAGAACGUAGUAAAGGAACGGAAAAUCGAGAACGCAG
Messenger RNA from Anopheles coustani, 4857 nucleotides. It is a transcript of the gene pigs, whose product is annotated as GAS2-like protein pickled eggs. The coding region runs from base 867 to 3728 and encodes 953 amino acids. The transcript has 11 exons. The record is from RefSeq and is a predicted model, not a curated record. Gene Ontology annotation, biological process: regulation of microtubule polymerization or depolymerization; microtubule bundle formation; actin crosslink formation. Lineage: Eukaryota; Metazoa; Arthropoda; Insecta; Diptera; Culicidae. Gene Ontology annotation, molecular function: cytoskeletal adaptor activity; microtubule binding; actin filament binding. Gene Ontology annotation, cellular component: cytoplasm; stress fiber; actin filament.